AUGCGCGCGGCCAGCAGCAUCGUCAGCGGGCUGGUCUACCUCGUGGCGGAACCGCCCAAGGAUUCCAAGGAGCAGGAGCUGCGCGACAACAUCAAACAGCUCGAGGUGGCCAUAUCGCACUGUGAGAAGCUGGGUGAGUCGGGCAAAGGUGCCAAGGCUGAGCUCGAGAUCAAGCUGGAGGCCGUACGUCGCGAAUUGCAUCAGACCAAGCCCCGGCUCACUCAGCAUACUCAUGCGGGCCAUCGCUUGGCAAGUGCUAAAGGCAAAAAGCAGAGACUUGAGCACCAUAUCGAGGAGCAGCUACGCUUCAUCGCGAGUGCUCAAGAACAGAUCGAUGGCAUGCGGGCACAAGUUGCUGCUACGGACCGCGAGAUCGAGCUCCUCAAUCGGGACCUCAUUCGUACGCUGCCUGGCAUGCCCGUCGUGGAUUUGGAGGUCGAUCCUGAGGUGCUGGCUGCGACGAGUGAGCAAGCGCAGAUCAAGGAAAUGCUCCAGUCCGACACGUUCAAGAAGUUCGCGGAGCUGCUGGCGGCCUCCCAGGCGGGGCUGAGCGUGCUGUCGCGCCUCUCCCGCGGGCUGCCGCCAGAGAGUGGGAUGACCUUUUUCCGAGAGGGCCUGACCGGGCUGUUGGGCCCUUGCUCAUCAGGGAGUGCCCGCCAGAGCAAGGUCAAAAAGGUCGAAGGCCCCGAGGGCCGUUUCAAUAUGUGGUUCAAAGAUGAGGCUCUGUGGAAGUUCACGGAGGUCGCGGGGCGGCUGCUCGCCGCUGCCGCGGCCGUCGCGGCCACGGCGGGUGGCAAGCAGGCGCACGCGCCCUUCAGCUUCGAGCUGUCAAGCUCCAGCCAGUUGCAGGCACGCCUGCUCUUCGGGCGGCGCGGAGAGGCCGCGGCAGGGCCACCAGUCGGCCCGGCCCAACCUCCGAGGAGGGCGGGGUGCCUUGCGCCCACCGCGCGCCCCUCGCCCCCCGUCGGGCAGUCCUGGGCUAUGGCGUGCGAGACGGCAAGCGCGCGGCCCGCGCCUGACGAGCAGGACGCGGCCGCGGCCGCGGCCGGCGGCGGUGCUGCUCUGGAGCCUGCCUGCUCCGCCCUGUGGUCCGGCGCAGCGGCGGCGGGAGGCAAGGGCGGCCCGCACGUGGCGGUCGUCUACUCCAGCUGGAACAGCUUCUUUGUGGAGCCGCUCCUCCGGGCCAGCGAGCAGGAGCUGAAGCGGGCGGGCGCGGCUUGCGAGCGCGUCUGCGUGCCUGGCGCCGGCGACCUCGUUGCGGGCGUCCGCGCGGCCCUGCGCUCGAGCCCGAGCGCGGUGCUCUGCGUCGGGGUGCUCAUCCGUGGCGAGAGCGACGCCCACGCGAAGAUGUGCCAGGGGAUCUCGCUGGGCCUCGCGCGCCUGAACGCCCAGCAGGACGUCCCGAUCAUCAACGGUGUGGUCAUGUGCUCCUCCGAGGAGCAGGCGAUGGAGCGCACGCACGGGGCGAUGAACCAGGCAGGAGAAUGGGCCAAGUCAGCGGUCCUCAUGGCGAAGGUCUCCCAGAACAUCUCUUUCAGUAGCGAUUCUGUCCUGAUGGGGGCUUGAGUGACGUGAAGCGUGGAGCGGGUCGAGACAGGGAAGGCAGUAGGAAAUAUGAGAAAGUUGGCGAGGGCCCUUUCUCGGAGGCGUAGAGAUUAGCACCGACACCAAUAUUGGCAACUGGUGUUGGUGCCCAUUUCCCAGCCUCCAACUCCCCCCCCGUCCUGCUGCUCCUGGCGCUGCUCCUCCAGCUCCUGGAGGAGGGCAGGUGGCCUGGCCUCCUUACCCGUUUGCGAGACCGGCAUCUCUUGCACCGCGAGUCACGAGCGCGCGGCAUUGGGCAGCUCCUCUGUUGCUGCUGCUCCAAAUUACCAAUCCCCCCCUUCGAUUUCCUGUGCACUGGUUCUGCUGCUCCUCCUCCUUCUCCUCCCUCAGCUCCUCUCCCC
Messenger RNA from Prorocentrum cordatum, 1946 nucleotides. Lineage: Eukaryota; Dinophyceae; Prorocentrales; Prorocentraceae. The record is from the annotation of a GenBank genome assembly.